Molecule: messenger RNA, 9495 nt
Organism: Penicillium argentinense
Lineage: Eukaryota; Fungi; Ascomycota; Eurotiomycetes; Eurotiales; Aspergillaceae
Product: membrane morphogenesis protein VPS13
Exons: 2
Coding region: 1-9495 (3164 amino acids)
Biological process (GO): protein retention in Golgi apparatus; protein targeting to vacuole; mitochondrion organization
Cellular component (GO): extrinsic component of membrane
Source: RefSeq, a predicted model, not a curated record
AUGUUAGAAGGCGUGGUUGCCAACCUGCUUAACCGCUUCCUCGGAAUCUAUGUCAAGAACUUCGAUGCGAAGCAGCUCAAUAUCGGCAUCUGGUCGGGUGAUGUCAAACUGCGGAAUCUGGAGCUGCGCCGGGAAGCGCUCGACCAGCUUCGCCUACCCUUGAACGUUGUCGAAGGUCAUCUCGGAGAACUUACACUAUCUAUUCCAUGGUCAAACCUGAGGGGCAAGCCGGUCAAGGUCGACAUCGAAGAUGUCUUCCUGCUCGCGGCGCCAAAGGAGGAUGCCGACUACGAUCCCGCGGAAGAAGACAAGCGCGCGCAUACCUUGAAGAUGGAAAGGAUUGAAGGUGCCGAGAUUCUGCGAGAUCGUAAUGCGGAAGGCAUGAGCCAGGAGGAGCAACGUCGGAACCAGAGCUUUACUCAGAGCAUGGUAACCGCUGUGGUGGAUAACCUGCAGAUCUCCAUUAAAAACGUUCACUUCCGCUAUGAGGAUUCCAUCGCUUCGCCUGGUCACCCAUUUGCUGUCGGUCUGACUCUGAAGGAGCUUAGUGCUGUCAGCACGGACUCUGAAUGGAAUCCUACCUUCAUCCAAUCCACCUCCGAUACCACUCACAAACUAGCUGUCCUCGGUGCUCUAUCCGUAUACUGGAAUACAGAUGCAACGCUGCUGGGAACUGGUAGAGGUUCUGAUAUUGGCGCUGAGGCACAAGGAAUCAGCCAUGACGACCUAAUGGCCAAACUACGGGAUGCCAUCGAUAACGGCGAUGGUAACCAGUUCAUGCUUCGUCCUGUUAGUGGUCGUGCAGGACUCGAAAUGGACAAAUCGGGUAAAUACGAUCGUCCGGCCAUGAAAGCGCGCCUGCUGUUCGAUGAGCUCGGCUUUGUCCUGGAUGACAACCAGUAUCGCGAUGCCCUGAUGCUGGUCGAUCUUUUCCAUUAUUUCAUCCGCCACCAGGAAUACAAGCGGUUCCAGCCCAAGUGCUCAGUCAAGGAAGAUCCUCGUGCCUGGAUGAAGUUUGCUGGAGAUGCGGUCCUCAGUAAGAUUCACGACCGUAAUCGGCGAUGGACCUGGGAUUACAUUAAAGAGCGCAGAGAUGAUCGCAUUGCCUACAUCAACCUAUUCAAGAAGAAAAAACGCGAAGAGACCUUCACUCCAGAAGAAACUCAGCAGCUUGAAAAACUUGAAUGGAAGCUUAAUUACGAGGAUCUUCGAUUCUGGCGGUCGCUCGCCCGAAAUCAACUCCGCAAAGAAAAUAUUGGCAUUAAGAAGCCGGCUCAACAGCAGUCAUGGUCGGAGUGGUUCUGGGGCAGCAAGAAGGAAGAGUCUGAAGAAACUGCUAUGACCGAGGAGCAACGGCAGGAGCUUUACAGUGCCAUUGAUUGGGAUGAGAAAAAGGCGAUUUCCGAGAGUGUUGACGUCCCCCGAGAAUGGGCUAAACUGCAAAUCAACUGGAGUCUCCGUGCCGGUAGCUUUACCCUCAAACAGGACCCUCAUGGUGCUGCGAACGAAGUCAUGAAGCUGGUGUUCGACAAUUUCCGAGCAAAAGCUCUCCAACGUCCCGAUUCUUAUCUUUUGGAUCUGGAUCUUGGUGGCUUGAAAAUGUACGAUGGUACUACUGCAGGCACCCUGUACCCGCAAAUCGUGAAGGUCAAGGAUUCUCUCCCAGAUCAAACAAAGGCCCUGGAGCAGAGUACCGAUGACGAUGACCUUGCCUCGCAAGCCAGCGCGGAUGAUCUUGAAGAUGAAGAUAGUCUGUUCCAUUUGCAAUUGGAGAAGAAUCCCCUAGAAAGCGACGCAGACUCCGCGGUCAAGGUAAAGCUCAAAAGUAUUGAGGUAAUUUACAAUCCUCGAUUCCUUGUGGGAAUUGUCAAAUUUUUCGAACCGCCCGAGCGCCACAUGGAGUCGAUUGGAGCACUGCUCGACACCGCCGGUGCUACAGUCGAAGGGCUGCGCCAGCAAACCCGAGCAGGUCUGGAAUUCGCCUUGCAAGAGCACAAGAAGGUCGAUGCUCAAUUUGAUGUUCACGCACCUCUGAUCAUUGUUCCUGAGAGUAUUACGUAUGAGAGCUCUUUGUGCCUAAUCAUCGAUGCUGGUCAUGCAAGUGUUAACAGCGAGCUUGUCGACCGACAAGCAAUGCGAGACCUCCAAUCCAAGCACAAGCGACAAUAUGAAGAAGAAGACUAUAAGCAGCUUGAACACUUGCUGUAUGAUCGCUUCCUUAUCAAGCUGGAUUCCACGCAGGUUCUGAUCGGUCCUGGAAUUGAAGCGACGAAAGCACAACUCACCUCGGCCGUUGAGUCUAAAAACUUCCACAUCAUUGAUCGAAUCAAUGUGGAUUUUGUUUUAGAGAUGUGCAUUGUUCCAAAGGUUACGCAGCUUACACGGACACGGAUAUCCGGAAAUUUGCCGGAGUUGCAUGCCUCGAUGUCUGAUACAAAGUACAAGGCAUUGAUGAAACUGAUCGACAUUGCGAUCCCACAAUUUGACACUGGCAAUAACUCUACUGGUCCGGCAGAUGAGAAAGCCAAAGAAGAGGCGGCAAUCGCAACUCGCGCUAGAGCGGCAUCCUUCCAGCCUCCAGUACAACGAGACCUCCCGGUUGUUGACGAUGACGAAGACCAUGAAGUUGAAAGUGAACAGUCAAAGAAAGCACUCGACACCUCAAAUAAUAUCCAUCGUCGGGACUUUGAGUUCAAAUUCAACGUUGGUCGCCUUCGUGGUUCGCUGUUUCGUGCGGACUCCCAGGAUCCCCUCAAAGAUAAGCUGCUGGUCGAACUGGUUGCCGAGGGCUUCGAACUCGACUUCUACAUGCGCCCCUAUGACAUGGUCGCAGAAGUCAUCCUCAAGUCUUUGAGUGUGGACGAUUAUAUUGAAGAGAACCCAGUACCUGAAUUCAAGCGGAUCAUCUCAUCCAAGGGCUUUAAUGCAGAUGAAGACAAGGAUCUGUUCCACUUGAAGAUGGUUCGAGUGAAGCCAGAAUCACCAGAGUUUGAGUCUACCUACGAAGGUGUAGCGAUGAAUCUCGAUAUUUCAGUCUCGACCAUCAAUCUUGUUGUGACGAGAAAGACGCUGCUUACUCUUCUCGACUUCAUUCUUCUCACCUUCACAAGCCCACAGCAACCGGCCGAUCAAAAUCCACAAUCGGAGAAGGCUCUGCAAGAAGCGCAAAGCCAACCGGAAGCGCCACAGCAAGCUGGAAAACUUCGUAUCAAGUCCAACCUGAAGAGUAUUGCUCUUAUCCUCAACAAUGAUGGUGUACGACUGGCGACCUUGAGUCUCAAUACUGCUGAUGUUGGAAUAUUCCUCGUUGGCCGUGCCAUGACCAUACAGUCUCGAAUCGGUAGUUUGACAUUGGUUGACGAUGUUAACCUUGGUGCUUCAGAGGACUCCGAUGUCCGCCGCCUUUUGACCAUCGAGGGCGAAAACUUCGCUGAUUUCAAAUAUGAGACUUUCGACCCUGAAAGUGACACCUAUCCCGGUUACGAUUCUGAGGUUUAUCUGCGGUCCGGUUCAAUCAGGAUCAAUUUCCUGGAAGAGCCUUACCGGAAAAUUAUCAAUUUCCUUGUCAAGUUCGGCAAGAUGCAAGCAAUUUUCAAUGCCGCUCGCCAAGCUGCUGCGAAUCAAGCAAACCAACUGCAGGAAAAUGCGUCCCGCAUGCGCCUCGAUAUCGUGAUCAAGACACCCAUUCUGGUGUUCCCUCGAAUUAUGACCGAUGACCGACCCAGAGACACUAUAACUGCCCAUCUUGGUGAGAUUUAUGCUAAGAACGAGUUUGUUCCAAUGGAUGACUCCAAGGACAGUCCUGCCGUGAAUGUUAUUUCAACCGGCGUUCGCAACAUCCGCCUCACGUCCAAGUUCCAUUUCACAGAUGGUGUCGUUGAGGAGCUAGACAUGAUUCAAAAGGUCAACCUCGAUUUCAGCAUCUGCUACCUAGAGCACCAGACCAACAACCCUCGACCAGAUAUGGAGAUUGAAGGUUCUCUGUCCCCAAUCAAUCUCCGAAUAUCGCAAAGUCAGCUCAAGUUCUUGCUGGCGCUCUCGAAAUCAAUUCCUGGUGCUUUUGCCACUGACGCUGAGCAACAAGAGCUUGAGGCUCUGGAAUCCCUGCCAUCAUCUGUCACCGAACCCACGAGAGAAGCGACUUCUAAGGCUGCCCAAGCACAGAAAGACCAGCAAGCACAGUCAGCCCCCGACAACGAGAACAAGGGAACCUGGGUCCGACUCGAUAUGAUCUUCAAGGUUGACAGUGUCGGGCUGGAACUCAUUUUGGCCAAUGAUAACCAACCCGCGGGCCACCUCGAGGACUGCAGUCUGUCCAAGUUCUCUCUCAAUGACACCCGAGUUAAGCUGCGUAUGCUGACCGAUGAGUCCAUGGAGUCGGAGCUCUUGAUCCACUCGUUCUCGAUUCGUGACAGCAGAAAGCAGGACACAAACAAGUUCAGAAACAUCAUGUCUUUGAUCAACAACGAUGUGCAGCAGCAGUUUAUGGCUAGCGUUUCUAUGUCUCCUGGACCAGACAAGCAUCUUAUUGCGAUGUUGACGAUUGAUAGCCCUCGCAUCAUGUUUGCGUUAGAUUAUCUGUCCGCCCUGCAAUCUUUCAGUAAUACUGCGUUUGCCUCGGAGGAGGUUACAGAAGUCGUUGAAGAGGAGGGUGACUCUCCAGAAGAAUCGGAGCUUGGUUCCGACGAUGCUACAUCUCCUGAUAGGGCAGCCACUGAAGUAUCUGCUGGAGAUGUUCCUGUUGGGUCUAGAACAGUUUCAUUCCGCGUCAACCUGGUUGAUGCCCAGGUGAUUAUGGUGGCGAACCCGGCGAUUCCCCACUCCGAAGCUAUUGUCCUUGGAACCAAGGAGAUUCUCAUCUCGCAUCAAAACGUUUCAACUUUGCAGAUCGAGAAAGUGGGCAUGUUCCUUUGCCGCAUGGAUAAGUUCGAGACUAGUCGCCUCCGUAUCCUGGACGAUUUCACGGUGGAGAUUUCUGUUGAUAGUCGUUCGCAAGAAAAGGGCUCUGCGCUUACCUCAAUUGAGGCCCAUGUCGAGCCUCUGGUCCUUCGACUGUCUCUGCGUGAUAUCUUGAUGGCGAUCCAGAUUGUGAACAAGGCUUCGGAGAUGAGAGCCCGGAACGCGCAGGAGCUCGAGAGUGGAGAGCCGAAGAAGAUCACCGAUGCAAAGAGUACAAGAGGCCGAUCUGGCAGCAAGACAUCGUCAACUCCGGCUUACAGAACCCGUCGCCGUGUCAGCCAGACAGCCGACGGUCUUGACAAGACUGCCACUGCUGUACCCCAAAGCUCGGCUGUUCUCAAAAGGGAGGAACUUUCCGCCAAGGUCGAUGGUCUCAGAGUGAUCCUGAUUGGAGAUCUUCAUGAUUUGCCUUUGCUGGAUUGGAGUGUCAAAAAGUUCAAUGUAGACGUCCGCGACUGGUCUUCCACCCUGAGUGUUGACACGCACUUUGACACGUUCCUCAACGUCUAUAAUUUCUCGAAGUCUUCUUGGGAGCCCCUGAUCGAGCCAUGGCAGCUGGGCUUCCAUAUGGCUAAGGAAGUCAACCCGGAUGUCUUCUCUAUUGAUGCUUACUCGCACAAGACUAUGGAGUUGACCAUGACAUCGGCAACGAUCGCACUUGCGUCCAAGUCCUUCCAGUUCCUUAACACAGACGAGGAUGUGCUUUCUAAACCACGGGGUGCUGAUGCUCCCUACAGAAUCCUCAACUAUACAGGUUUCGAUCUUCGGGUGUGGGCCGAUGUCAGCGCCGGAGAAGAAGGUCCUGCUGCUAAACUUAGCGAUGGAGAGGAAUAUCCCUGGCGAUUCGAGGAUUCCACUGCCGUCCGAGAAACUCUCACCCCCGAAGGCCACGGUGGAAUUGUCGGUGUCAAGCUCGAGGGAAGUGGAUUCGACAGCAUUAAUCGUAUUCCUGUGGUUCGAGAAGGCGAGGUUAUCUACAGUCUCAAGCCGAAGCGGGACAAUGUACUUCACCGGCUUUUGGUGGAGGUCACUCUUGGAGCAGAUAACGUCAAGUAUAUCACAUUCCGUUCGCCUCUUCUCGUGGAGAACAACACGCAGAUUCCAGUUGAACUGGGUGUUUUCAGCCCCAACGAUGGUCAUCUGCUGAAGAUCGAGAAAAUCCUUCCUGGCGAUGCACGACCCGCUCCAGUUGGGUCCGCCUAUCUCCAUUCCGUUGUCAUUCGUCCUGAUCAAGGCUUUGGAUAUGAUUGGUCAAACGACCAACUAUUCUGGAAGGAGCUGCUUCGCCGACCAACUAGAACCAUUAAAUGCGUCAGUGAAGGCGGCCAACAGUCUCCGCCUUUCUAUUUCCAAGUCAAUGCCACUUUUGACAACAAGGACUCACUUACGAGCUCCUAUCCUUACAUGAGGAUUCGCAUCUUUGCCCCUGUGGAAAUCCAGAACCUUCUGCCCUACGACUUCAAAUACCGCAUUUAUGACAAGAACACCAAGAAAGACUGGACGAAUUUCCUCAGGAAGGGGGGCGUAAGCCCUGUUCAUGUGGUAGAACUUUCCCACCUACUUUUGCUCAGUAUCGAUUUGGAGGACACCGUUUUCCGACAGAGCGAGUUUGCGAUUGUCAAUGGCAACGCUCAGGAUUACCGCAGAGAGCACACAUUGUCACUGACUGACGAACGAGGCCUCCAGCUGAAACUGAAGCUUCAUUACUUCAACAUUCCCAACAGUGGUGGUGCUUUCAAGGUCUCUGUCUACAGUCCGUACCUCAUUCUGAACAAAACUGGACUUCCUAUGGAUAUCCAGAGCAAGGCAUUCCUUCAGUCUGCACGCAGCGCCGCAGGUCAAGGAAUGAGAGUUGACCCGAGAGAGGGUGGCCGUGCUCUUCCUUAUAUGUACUCCUAUGGCGCUGAAGACAAGAGAAAUCGAUCCAUCCUCAAGAUCGGUGACUCAGCAUGGAGCAAGCCGCAAAGUUUCGAGGCUAUUGGUAGUACCUUCGAGGCUGUGUUCCCUGAUAGGAAUGGCCGUUCUGAAUUCCACUCCGGUGUGUCAGUUGUCGAGGGCGAGGGCAAGUACAAGAUGACGAAGGUCGUCACAAUUGCACCAAGAUUCAUCUUGAAGAGCAAGCUCAACGAGGAUCUUCUGGUUCGCGAGCCUGGCUCGUCGAAUGUCCUCGAGAUCAAGAGUGGUGAACUCGUUCCGCUUCACUUCCUUCGUCAAGCCGCCGACAAGCAGCUUUGCCUAUGCUUCCCUGGCGUUAACAACCAAUGGUCUUCUCCCUUCAAUAUUGCUGAUGUGGGAACUGUUCACGUCAAAUUGGCCAAGGCCAACCAGCGACAGAAGCUCAUUAAGGUUGAUGUGAUUCUCGAGGGAGCCACUCUGUUCCUGCAUUUCGGCUUCGAGACUCGGAACUGGCCUUUCUCCAUGCGCAACGAAAGCGACACGGAAUUUAUCUUCUAUCAAGCCAACCCCAAUGUGGAAGAUGACGAGGAUGACCGAUCAACUAGCUGGAAGCCCAUUCGUUAUCGCCUUCCGCCGCGCAGUAUCAUGCCUUAUGCGUGGGAUUACCCUGCAACUAAGAACAAGUCUCUCACUCUGACUUGCCACGGAAAAGAGCGUCGCAUCAAGCUUGCUGAAAUUGGUAACCUGAUCCCAAUGCGCAUCCCACCCAGACAAUCGGGCGAGUAUCAGAAGAUCAUCGAUAUCAAUAUCGUUGCCGACGGGCCCACGCAGACUCUUGUGCUGUCCAACUUCAAGCCAUCAAAGAGUCUGUACAAGCAACAGAAGGGACAGUCAUCACAGAAUAGCAUGAGCACUGGGUUUGAAGUCAAAGAGAUGAACUCGGAAGUGACUUUCAAGGCUCAGCUUCGCUUGGGUGGCAUCGGCAUCUCCCUGAUCAACCAGAACUUGAAGGAGCUCCUUUACAUGACGUUCCGCGAAAUCGAAAUCAAAUUCCGCGAGUCGAGAAUCUAUCAGACUCUCAACACCACGAUCAAAUGGAUCCAGGUCGACAACCAGUUAUAUGGUGGCAUCUUCCCCAUUCUGCUGUACCCUAGUGUGGUUCCAAAGACUGGAAAGGAGAUGGAAGCCCACCCUAUUUUCCAUGCAAUGAUCACCAGAGUGAAGGAUGACUCAUAUGGUGUAUUGUACAUCAAGUACGCAACUUUGCUUUUGCAGCAAAUGACGCUUGAACUUGAUGAGGACUUUGUCUUCGCCAUGUUAGACUUUGCCAAGAUCCCAGGUGCAUCGUGGUCUGAAGAACAAGAGGGCACCCUCUGUGACGAGGAUCUCAAUAUCCCCGAGCCGCAACAAAUUGACGCUGGCCAGGAUGUCUACUUCGAGCUCCUUCACUUGCAGCCCAUGCAGCUUGAUAUCUCCUUCAUGCGAACUGAGCGUGUCAACGUCGAGGACACUAUGCAGCCAUCGAAUCCUCUGAUGUUCGUUGUCAAUGUGAUGACCAUGUCGAUGGGUAAUGUCAAUGAUGCCCCUGUUCGGCUGAACGCGUUGAUGUUGGAAAACGCCCGUGUCUCUUUCGGCAGACUGUUCGGCAACGUCCGCGCCCAUUACACUCAAGAAUUCCUACGCCAAGUCCAUGUCAUUCUUGGGUCCGCUGACUUCAUCGGUAACCCCGUUGGUCUGUUCAAUAACAUCAGUUCUGGUGUGGCCGACAUCUUCUACGAGCCCUACCAAGGCCUCGUCAUGACGGACCGUCCUCAAGAGCUUGGUGUCGGCAUCGCAAAGGGAGCUACUAGCUUUGUCAAGAAAUCUGUUUUCGGAUUCUCAGACAGCAUGGCUAAGCUCACAGGAAGUAUGUCCAAGGGUCUGACUGCCGCCACCCUGGACAAGGAAUUCCAAGACCAACGCCGAUUCUCCAAGUCCCGUAACCGCCCCAAGCAUGCGCUCUACGGUAUUACAGCCGGUGGAAAUGCAUUUGCGACCAGUCUAGCGAGCGGCAUUGGCGGCCUGGCACGUCAUCCCCUCCAAGGCGCUGAGAAAGAAGGGGUCGCAGGUUUCUUCAAGGGGGUUGGAAAGGGUGUCAUUGGUUUGGCUACCAAGCCCGCCAUUGGUGCUUUUGACCUUGCCUCGAAUCUGGCCGAGGGCGUUCGGAACACAACAACCGUCUUUGAUGCCGAAGGUCUGGACCGUGUUCGACUUACUCGCUUCAUUGGUAUCGACGGAAUCGUUCGUCCUUACUCGCAACGUGAAGCUCUCGGCCAGUUCUGGCUCAAGACUACCGAAGACGGAAAGUACUUCAACGAGGAUUACAUCGCCCAUCUGGAGCUUCCCGGUCGUGACAUCAUGGUCUUGUUGACAUACACUCGAAUUAUGCUCGUGCGCACGAAGAAGCUCUCUGCCGAGUGGGACAUUCGCCUGACGGAUAUCCAAACCAUUUCCAAGGAGCGCACUGGAAUGAGCAUCACGCUCAAGGGUGGCGCUAACGGGCCCUUCAUCCCUGUUCAAGACGAGAGCUCUCGGAAUUGGCUGUACAGACAAAUUGCCAUUGCGGUCAAUGCCUUCAACGAAAAGUACAACCGAGGAUAG